AUGGUCAAGUAUCUCCAAUUCAACGACAAGACCAUAAAAUUCAACAUCUGGGAUACAGCGGGACAAGAGAGAUAUCACAAUUUAGCCAUAAUGUAUUACAGAGACGCCAACGCCGUAAUCAUGACUUAUGACAUUACUAAGCGUGAAAGCUUUGAAAGCCUUAAAAGAUGACAUUGGGAAUUACAAGAGUUUGGGGCCUAAAGACAAGAAAAAAUCAAAGGAUAGUUACACUAAUUUUUUCCUAUAAAAAGAGACUCAAUUUUUUUCUACCGCUAUUUUAUAGAGUAAAAAUUUCCCUUGGUUUCUGGUAAAUCCCUAAAGACAUAGUUGUUAUAAUUGCAGGAAAUAAAAAGGAUUUAGUUGAAAAUGAAGCUGUUUCUCUUGAAGAAGCUAAAUAUUUUGCUAACUUAAUUGGAGCUAUAUAUCUUAAAACAUCAGCCAGAAUGAACUACGAGGUUGAACAAUUAUUCAGAGAAAUCGCUGCAAAAUGUUGCCCAGAGUUUAACAGCCCUCAAUCAGCCCCAAAAAGAAAUACAAUUGCGUUGGAUAACAAAGGUAACCAAACUCAAAAGAAAUGCUUCUAA
Messenger RNA from Blepharisma stoltei, 584 nucleotides. The record is from the annotation of a GenBank genome assembly. Lineage: Eukaryota; Ciliophora; Heterotrichea; Heterotrichida; Blepharismidae.